This is a messenger RNA of Mustela lutreola (European mink), 1770 nucleotides long. RefSeq names its product RAB19, member RAS oncogene family (gene RAB19). Gene Ontology annotation, molecular function: GTP binding; GTPase activity. Bases 309 to 962 code for a protein of 217 amino acids. The transcript has 4 exons. NCBI's taxonomy places the organism in Eukaryota, Metazoa, Chordata, Mammalia, Carnivora, Mustelidae. Gene Ontology annotation, cellular component: trans-Golgi network. The record is from RefSeq and is a predicted model, not a curated record.
GCAGGCUGGGAGGGCAAGCUGCGUGCGCGGGGCGCGCUGGCCACAGCCCCUUACCUUGCACUUGUACCCGAGGGCAGCUCGGCGCCGGGCUCGGGGGCGGUGGGAGGACUCGAGCUUUCCUUUCACUUUCUCAGGUCGCCAAACCCGACACCUGGGGACUGAACCAGACCUCCCACCACGCCCGCCCGGCAGGAGGAAGGCAGGCGCGCAGGGCGGGGAAAGAAAACGAGAAUCAAGUCAACAUUACCUGCCGGCGGAGGUGAGCGAGCCAGCCAGGUAAGCGACAGGUGCAUUCUAGGGCAGGAGCCAUGCAGUUCUCUAGUUCCUCCAGGGGAGCAGAUGAGAAUUUUGACUAUUUGUUCAAGAUCAUCCUCAUUGGGGAUUCCAAUGUGGGGAAGACGUGUGUGGUGCAGCAUUUCAAAUCUGGGGUCUACACAGAGACACAGCAGAACACGAUUGGGGUGGACUUCACUGUGCGCUCCCUUGAGAUCGAUGGCAAGAAAGUGAAGAUGCAGGUGUGGGACACGGCGGGCCAGGAGCGUUUCCGGACCAUCACUCAGAGCUAUUACCGCAGUGCCCACGCCGCCAUCAUCGCCUACGACCUCACCCGACGGUCCACCUUCGAGUCUGUGCCUCACUGGAUCCACGAGAUAGAAAAAUACGGAGCGGCGAACUUGGUCAUUAUGCUGAUUGGGAAUAAGUGUGACCUGUGGGAGAAACGGCAUGUCCUGUUUGAGGAUGCCUGCACCCUGGCUGAGAAGUACGGCCUUCUUGCUGUUUUAGAAACAUCUGCCAAGGAGUCUAAGAACAUAGACGAGGUCUUCAUGCUGAUGGCCAGGGAGCUGAUCGCCCGCAACAGCCUGCACUUAUUUGGGGAGAGCCCUGUGAACAGCCUGGCCCUGGAUUCUAGGCCAAUCCUUGUGGCCCAGGAUCCGAGGGAAAAGACCCACUGCUCGUGCUGAAAUGUGCACGAGGCCAGCCGCAGCCAGGAGAUGCCACGUUGGACAUGGAAAGUAGCCGGAUACCCUGUCGUCGGCCACGCAGCAUCUCAAACCAAAGCAGACUUGCCGCUGGUCCUUAACCCUUCCCACCCAGAUGGGGACCACUGUGCCUGGGUUCACACCCCAGGCCAGACCUGCUGCCUCUGCGCAAAGCCACACCACUGUUUUCUCUUGGCUCUGCUUUGGACUUGAAGGCAGGGGUGGGUAGGAAGACAAGGUCUGCUCUUCCUUAUACUUCCAUUUUGUCUCCCCAACCCUUCCAACCAUUUCCUACUGAAUUCUGCUUCUUGCUUGAAGGUAGUGAAGAAUAAAGGAGGGAUAUCAAGAGAGGGGAGAGAUGUUUAGAACAUUCCAGAGCGGUUUUAAAUAGCUGGGGUGCAGAGGAGGGUGUGUGUAGAGGGAGCCUGACGUGGAAAAUCAGAAUGCUGUUCAACUUUUGCUUCCUGAAGUUCACACCUCAGGGCUUUAGUUUGAGGAGCAAAGCCUUGACAUCAAGACCAUCAAUAUUGUCUAGCCGAAGGGUCAGGAGCCAUGAGAUGGAGACCAAACUGAUCUCACUCUACCCUAGUGGGGCUGAUGUGCCCACCCUCCUAGAAUGUGGGAGAUGCGGACAAUUUCCUUCUACAGUACCUGUUAGACGAAAACUCACUUCUGAAUUGAAAUCCAGUUGAGUCCUAGAUGAAUGUCAAGCCAAUACUGGCCUUGCUGAGUGCCCCCCUCCUUGCGGGCUAUGUAUAGAACCUGUGAAUAAACAACAUUGUUUUUCAAA